GGCCCGGCAGGGGAGGGGCCGAGCCACCGCCCCUCGGUGCGACCCAGUGGGGCCGGUGCGGGCGGCGAGCGCGGAGCAAGCUCUUGCCCUGCGCUGCUGGAGACUGUCACCAUGACCCUCACCAAAGGCUCCUUCACCUACUCCAAUGGGGAGGAGUACCGCGGCGAGUGGAAGGAAGGUCGUAGGCACGGCAUUGGGCAGCUGAUGUUUGCUGAUGGCACCGCUUACGUGGGGCACUUUGAGAAUGGGCUCUUCCAUGGCUGCGGCGUGCUCACCUUCCCUGAUGGCUCCAGAUAUGAGGGGGAGUUUGUGCAGGGCAAGUUCAACGGCGUUGGCGUCUUCACCCGCUGUGACAACAUGACCUUUGAGGGCGAGUUCAAAGGCGGGCGUGUGUACGGCUUCGGGCUCCUGACCUUCCCCGAUGGCUCUCACGGGGUACCUCGCAACGAGGGCUUCUUUGAAAACAACAAGCUGCUGCGGCGAGAGAAGUGUUCAGCCAUCAUCCAGAGGGCCCAGGGUGCCUCCAAGUCUGCCCACAACCUGACAGCGUGACAGUGCCCUGUGCUGGCCCCCCUGCCCUCCGCUUACUGGCCACCCAGGGAGUCCGCACCAAGCUCCCAUGCUGAACUCCGCCAGUUGGAGGAACAAGGUCCCUGCGCUCUGUACCCAAGUGCCCUGGGGUGGCCGUGGUGCCUUCUCUCUUUGGCUGCAGCCCUGGCACCACCCAGAGCAGCCAGGGCCCAGCACCUCUGCCCCCCAGGAAGGCUGAGGGCCACCAGGGCUCUCAGCCUGCUGUGGGGCACAGAGCAGGGGUGUAGGGGCUGGGGCUGGGCCCUGGCCCCACUGCCAAGGUGCCUUGGCCAGGGGCUGCUGGCUGGACGAUGUGCCCACGGAAGGGCAGCUCCUGACCCACUUCACUACCCUGGCUCUGAGGCAGGGUGGGCACCCCAGGUGCCCUGUGGCCUGUGCCCUCGGCUCCAGGUGACUGUCCAUCCCCUCCAUGUGCCCUGGGCAGGGUGAGCUGGUGCCCCUGGAGGACUCAGCCUGCUCUCAGGGCCAGCUGAUGGGCUGUGUCACCAUCAUUCCUGUGCCCACCCACUGCCUUGGAGACAUCUGCAGCAGCAUCCCCAUCAAGGGGCACCAGGGGACUGCCCAACCUGGCCUGUGUGUGCUGCACACUGGGGGAGGGCAGGAGCCUGGGAUGAGGGGCACGAGCAGGGCUGUGUGGGGUGCCAGGGCUGGAGCAGGGGGCCUGGGCAGGCAUAGAGGCACGUCAAAGGGACAGGCAGGAGGUACAGAGCUCCCCAUCUUGCCCCCCUGCAUGCCUGCCUUCACUCCUGCUGUGGAUCAACUGGCUGCGGUGCGGGAAUCCAAUGGUGAGAUGCAGGCGCUGUGCCCUCCCUGCCAGUCUUUACCCGCACCAGUCCCGUGCCUUGCCGUGACCCUGCCUUGUGCUGCUGCCUGCACAGGCUUCAGCUGAGUAAAACACAUUGCCAACCA
This is a messenger RNA of Cuculus canorus (common cuckoo), 1500 nucleotides long. RefSeq names its product MORN repeat containing 4 (gene MORN4). The record is from RefSeq and is a predicted model, not a curated record. The coding region runs from base 112 to 552 and encodes 146 amino acids. The transcript is spliced from 5 exons. NCBI's taxonomy places the organism in Eukaryota, Metazoa, Chordata, Aves, Cuculiformes, Cuculidae.